GUCCUGUGGGCGUCAGUAUCACACAGUGAUCACAGUUCACACCUGCAGUGAAGCUCCUCCCACAACAAUUCACCAAUAAAUACUGGGAAUAUUCACAUCAUCCUACAAGAGAAGGACAAACUCCAGGUGUAGCAGCUGAAAUCUGUGGGACUGUUAAAGAUGGAGUUUAUUAAAGUGGAGAUUGAAGACAUGAUUGAUCCAGAACCAUCCAGAAUAAAACAUGAAGAUAUUGAGCAGCAAAUAGACUGGAUGGAGAUGAAACCACAAAAACAUGAACUGAAUGAAGCAGAGGAGGAAAAGCAUAGCAUCGAAAUUCAAAGAACAAAAGAUAAUAAGCCGCACACCUGCCCUCAAUGUGGAAAGAGUUUCAGACAAAAGGAAACCUUAAGACACACAUAAGAGUUCAUACUGGAGAGAAACCGUAUACAUGCACUCAGUGUGGAAAGACUUUUGCUGGUGAAUCAGGUCUCCGAUAUCAUCUACGCAUUCACUCUGGAGAAAAACCAUUUAACUGUGAUCAGUGUGGUAAAAAUUUUAAUUCGUCAUCAAAUCUAAAACAACACCUAAAUGUUCAUUCAGAUGAGAGGCCUUAUGUGUGUUUCUUCUGUGCAAAGAGUUUUUCACGGAUGCGUCAUUUUAAACUGCACCAGAAAACACAUGAUGAAGUGAGAGAUCAUGUGUGCUUUGAGUGUGGGGAGAGCUUUACUACAUCUGCCCAUUUAAAAAAUCACCAAAGAAUUCAUUCUGCAGAAAGACAUUACAAGUGCUCAUAUUGUGACAAGAGUUUCACUCGUUCUGAAAACAUGAAAUCACAUGAGCGAGUUCAUACUGGAGAGAAGCCGUACUACUGUACUCGGUGUGGGAAAAGUUUCAAAUGUAAAACUGAUCUCAAGUAUCAUCUGCUCCGUCACGCUGGAGAAAAGCCAUUUAACUGUGAUCAGUGUGGUAAAGAGUUCAUUUCAUCAUCGCAUCUAAAACAACACCUGAAAGUUCAUUCAGAUGAGAGGCCUUAUGUGUGUUCUCUCUGUGGAAAGAGUUUUUCAAGGAUGAACAGUUUUAAACAGCACCUGAAAAUACAUGAUGAAGUGAGAGAUCAUGUGUGUUUGGACUGUGGGAAGAGCUUUAUUAGAGCUGACAAUCUGAAACAGCAUCAAAGAAUUCAUACUGGAGAAAAACCUUACAAGUGCUCAUCUUGUGACAAGAGUUUCACUCAGUCUGCACACCUGAAAUCACAUGAGCGACUUCAUACUGGAGAGAAGCCGUACUACUGUACUGAGUGUGGAAAGAGUUUCAAACAUUUAUCAAGCCUUCACACUCAUAUGAAAAUAUGUUGCAAACUAUUGAGAAGAAUGAAACUCCGACUUAACUCAGACUAUGGCUCAGACUUGGAAAUCCCAUGUUUUUCUAUCCAGGAUCAGGUAAUCCAUUUUACUUUUGUGUCAGUUUUUCCAAAGCAAAAUUACAUUGGAUCAGCCUUAUCCAGAUACACACGUUUUAAGAUUACCAAAUCUGGAUUACAAGUGCUCCAAAUGGGCUUGCAUUUCACAAUGUGUUGCUAGCAAUGUGAAUGUGGGGUCACUCACUUUAAGUGUUGUUUGAAGAGAAAGCAACAUAAACAUCUGGACAGAACUAACUAAAUGACAGAACUAUCUAAUAGUAAUUAAUUCAUAUGUUUAUUUUCAGCCAGAUAGAAGUGAUGGAGCAAAGACACAAACUGAAUAAAGUGGUGGAGAAAUAUGAAAACAUGUGAAAUUGGCCAUUCAGAGAAAUAUCAUUAUCGGGCUGAAAUUUAUCUGGACCUAUUCUGAGAGCCAACCAAGAAUAUUUUGCUGUGUACAACUGCUACUUUUAUUUUCAUUUUAUCAUACCUCUACCACCAACUUUUCAAAAAGACUUGUUUUUUCCCGCUAUCCCUGUAAGGCAAAGACAUUGUUAUUUAGUCCUCUAUCAUCUCCUGCAUUCCUAAGAACUGAAGUAUUGUACUUGCACUGUUUAGCGUUUGUGGUCUAUACUCGCCUGUUUUGGACACUAUUCAAUAAAGCGUUGUGUUGUUAUUCACCUA
Molecule: messenger RNA, 2062 nt
Organism: Ctenopharyngodon idella (grass carp)
Lineage: Eukaryota; Metazoa; Chordata; Actinopteri; Cypriniformes; Xenocyprididae
Product: gastrula zinc finger protein XlCGF8.2DB-like
Exons: 3
Coding region: 354-1559 (401 amino acids)
Cellular component (GO): nucleus
Source: RefSeq, a predicted model, not a curated record